Molecule: messenger RNA, 789 nt
Organism: Thyridium curvatum
Lineage: Eukaryota; Fungi; Ascomycota; Sordariomycetes; Thyridiales; Thyridiaceae
Exons: 6
Coding region: 1-789 (262 amino acids)
Biological process (GO): fatty acid beta-oxidation
Cellular component (GO): mitochondrion
Molecular function (GO): enoyl-CoA hydratase activity
Source: RefSeq, a predicted model, not a curated record
AUGGACAGCUUGCGGGAUAUCAAGCUUUCUGUCGAUGAUGACAAGGGCACGGCUUUGAUCCAGUUCAACCGGCCAGCAAAGCGGAAUGCCUUCGCCCAGAGCACCAUCGGCGAGCUAGUCGCGGUUCUAGCGCACCUGGACAGUCUACAGACGGUUCGCGCGGUCAUCAUCACCGGUGGUCCAGACGGCCCGUUUUGCGCUGGCAUGGACCUGAACGAGCUGGUCCAGAUCUCCACGGCCAAGGCCCACCAGAUCGACUUUCUCAAGGAUCUGACAGAUGCCCUCGCGCGAUUCUCCAAGCCAAUAAUCGCCGCGGUUGUUGGUUUUGCUCUUGGUGGUGGUUUCGAGAUUGCUCUUGCUUGUGACAUCAUCUAUGCUGCGGAAGAUGCGGUGUUCGGUCUACCAGAGGUCAAGAUCGGGACGAUACCUGGCGCUGGUGGCACCCAAAGACUGGCCCGAGCACUGGGCAAGCACAAGGCUAUGGAGUUCGUUCUCACUGGUGACUCUGCAAGCGGCGCAGAGUUCGAGCGGCUGGGAGUCGUCAGCAAAGCGUUUCCCCGGUCAGAAGUCCUGCACGCAGCAACGAAGCUGGCGGAGAGAAUCGCGAGCCUUUCGGGCCCAGUUAUCAAGACUGCCAAACAAGCAGUCCUCACUGUUGAGAACAGCAACCUUGACGCCGGGAUGGUCCACGAGAAGUCACUCUACUAUUCGACAUUCAGCCUCAACGACUUCCAGGAGGGCAUCAACUCUUUCUUGCAGAAGCGGCAGCCACACUUCCAGCAUUCAUGA